Messenger RNA from Staurois parvus, 368 nucleotides. Lineage: Eukaryota; Metazoa; Chordata; Amphibia; Anura; Ranidae. The record is from the annotation of a GenBank genome assembly.
AUAUAGUGAAUGCAGGGUCCGGGGAGACCGGAUAUAGUGAGUGCAGGGUCCUGCGAGACCGGAUAUAGUGAGUGCAGGGUCCGGGGAGACCAGAUAUAGGGAAUGCAGGGUCCGGGGAGACCGGAUAUAGUGACUGCAGGGUCCGGGGAGACCAGAUAUAGGGAAUGCAGGGUCCGGGGGAGACCGGAUAUAGUGAAUGCAGGGUCCGGGGAGACCGGAUAUAGUGAAUGCAGGGUCCUGGGAGACCGGAUAUAGUGAAUGCAGGGUCCUGGGAGACCGGAUAUAGUGAAUGCAGGGGUCCGGGAGACCAGAUAUAGGGAAUGCAGGGUCCGGGGAGACCGGAUAUAGUGAAUGCAGGGUCCGGGGGG